Thermochaetoides thermophila DSM 1495 is the source of this 3084-nucleotide messenger RNA. RefSeq lists its product as uncharacterized. The transcript is spliced from 3 exons. Gene Ontology annotation, molecular function: peroxidase activity; heme binding. Lineage: Eukaryota; Fungi; Ascomycota; Sordariomycetes; Sordariales; Chaetomiaceae. Bases 1 to 3084 code for a protein of 1027 amino acids. Gene Ontology annotation, biological process: response to oxidative stress. Gene Ontology annotation, cellular component: plasma membrane. The record is from RefSeq and is a predicted model, not a curated record.
AUGAGAACCGAAACACUUUACGCAGGCCUGCUCUCGCUGGCAGCGGUGGCUGCCAAAGCUGACCCGACAUGGCCUUCCGAAGUUGACCACAUGGAAUUCAUCGUGUACCAGCUCCAGGGCUUCAAGGGCAGUUUGUUCAACGAUGCUAUCAGGCCAUGCGACAACGAAGCGGCCGGUCCUGGCCGUAUCACCGCCAGCGAGUGGCUGCGCGUGGCCUUCCAUGAUAUGUCCACACACAACAAAUAUACUGGUGUCGGUGGUCUGGACGCGUCGAUUCAGUUCGAGCUCAACAACGGCGAGAAUACGGGGCCUGGCCACCGGACCUCGCUCGAGUUCUAUGCCAACUACCUAACCAGCCGCUCCAGCAUGGCCGACUUGAUUGCCGCUGGUGUCUAUGCGUCUGUCCGGUCGUGUGGCGGCCCUGUCGUCCCGCUCCGUGUUGGCCGCAAAGACGCUACCGCAGCAGGCCCGCUCGGUGUGCCUCAGCCGCAGAACUCGGUGGUCACCUUCCGCCAGCAGUUCGAUCGUAUGGGCUUCACCAGCAGUGAAAUGAUUCAGCUGGUCGCCUGCGGACAUACUCUUGGCUCUGUCCACAGCGCCGAGUUCCCCAACAUUGUCAAUGCCUCUGUCGGGCAGAUCGGCCUCGACUCGAGCAACCAUGUCUAUGACAAUAAGGUCGUCACGGAGUACCUAGACGGCACUACGACCAAUCCUCUGGUGGUUGGCCCGGCUGUUGGCCUCAACCGUCAUUCGGACUUCAAGGUUUUCAACUCGGAUGGUAAUGCGACCAUCAGCGCCAUGGCCGACCCGAAUGCCUAUCGCGAGAUCUGCCGCACUGUCCUUCAGAAGAUGAUCGAGGUCGUCCCUCCCGGCGUGACUCUCACCGAUCCUGUCGAGCCCUACAACGUCAAGCCCGUCGAUAUCAAGUUGAAGCUGAACAACGGUGCCAGCACCCUCCAGCUGACCGGCUAUAUCCGCCUCAGGGCUAACGGCUUCGCCAUGAGUGACGUCAGCAAUGUCGUCCUCACCUGGAAGGACCGCUGGGGUGGCAGCAACUGCGGCUCAAGCGGCUGCUCAACUACUCUCACCCUGCGUGGCGUUGCUAGCGGUCUUGAUGACAACUUCGGCUUCUUCCCUAUCGACGUGGCUAUUCCAGCGGCGUACGGCAUCUCGUCCUUCACCUUGGUUGUCAACUUCAAUGACGGCACGAGCCAGAGCUACGAUAACAACGGUCACUCGUACCCCGUCGAUGAUGCCAUCAUCCUGCAGAUUCCCCAGAGCUGCUUGCUCCAGACUUCUGGCUCUCUCACUGUCCGUGCCCUCGUUCGCAACGACAUCGCUGACGUCCCCGUCAAUCUCGACGUCGAGUACCUGACUCCGCGUACUACGGGCACGAACCCGGUUCCAAUCCUCAGCAAGGAAACCAUUCCCAUGACUGAGGGUGAUUGCGCAGGCCUGUAUACGUUUUAUGAGGCCACCUUCGCUAUUCCGGGCGGUAUGAGCUACAACGCCCGCGUCAGCGUGUCUGCCGGCGAGCAUGCCGAUACGUUCAUUAAGGGUAGCGAUUUGGGCGGCAGCUGCGCAACUUUCUCCGGGGGCCUUGCUUGCGGCAACGUCACCGAGCCUGAGCCGGCGACCAGCACCUCCUCGAUUGCUUCGUCCACCAGUGUUCCUGUUACAAGCGCGAGCAGCAGCACUAGCGACACCGCGACAGCUAGCCCGACUCCUGCUCACAAGUCGACCAUCGAAGGCUACCAGCUUGUCGGCUGCUGGACCGAGGGCAUUGGUGCUCGCGCUCUCGGUGGCGCUGCAUUCGCCUACGAUGGCAUGACUCUGGAGUCCUGCAUGGCAAACUGCACCGGCUUUGACUACUGGGGUACCGAGUAUGGCCGCGAGUGCUAUUGCGGCAACAGCUUGCAUUCCACUAGCUCAGAGGCGCCGCUUGAGGAUUGCAACAUGCCUUGCAGCGGUGACGCGACCGAGUACUGCGGUGCUGGCAAUCGCCUCGAGCUCUACUCGACGACUGCCACUCGGACAACGACCGCUACCCCGACUCCUACCGGCGCUCUUGCCCACAAGCCUGCUGUUGGCGACUACGUCUUCGUCGGUUGCCAGACAGAGGCUUCUGGCGGCCGUGCUCUCUCGGGUGCCGCCCAUGCCGACGAUUCGAUGACUCUGGAGCUGUGCGCUUCGCUCUGCAGCGGCUUCAUCUACUUCGGUACCGAGUACGGCCGUGAGUGCUACUGCGGCAACUCCCUCAACGCCGGAAGCACCGAGGCUCCGCUGUCUGAGUGCAACAUGGUCUGCGCUGGCGAUCAGUUUGAGUACUGCGGUGCCGGCAACCGUCUUGAUCUCUACGUCUUGGCCAAUGCUCCGACAGUGACCGCCAACCCUACCACGACUGCCGCUCCUUCUCACCAGCCGACGGCUUCUCCUUUCGCCUUCGUCGGCUGCUGGACCGAGGGCACGACUGGACGCACCCUGUCAGACAAGACCUUUGCCUCGGGUGACAUGACUGUUGAGUCGUGCGCCGCUUUUUGUGACGGCUACAAGUACUUCGGCGUCGAGUACUCGUCCGAGUGCUACUGCGGCAACACGAUCAACCCAACUUCCUCGGAAGCGCCCUCCCUCAAUGACUGCAACAUGCUCUGCUCCGGCAACCCGUCCCAGUACUGCGGUGGCCCGAGCCGUCUGGAUCUCUACGAGAACGAGGAUGUCAUCGCCCCAACCACCCCCUCCUCAACCUCGACGCCGUCAACCCCAACCCAGCCCUCUACCGUCAUCGCACCCACCGCCCAGGCCACCUGGUCUAGCAAGGGCUGCUACACUGAAGCGACCGGCAUGCGCGCUCUGAGCGAGCAGACCCUUGCCUCAGACAACCUCACGCUUGAGAUGUGCGCCGAGUUCUGCAAUGGUUACCAGUUCUUCGGCACGGAAUACUCUCGUGAGUGUUACUGCGGAAACGUCCUCAAUACCGGGUCGGUUGAAGUAAGCGAUGGUGACUGCAGCAUGCCGUGCGCGGGAGACACUUCGCAACUCUGCGGCGCUGGUAACAGACUGAGCGUCUAUGAGGUGCAAGCUUGA